Molecule: messenger RNA, 2412 nt
Organism: Fusarium musae
Lineage: Eukaryota; Fungi; Ascomycota; Sordariomycetes; Hypocreales; Nectriaceae
Exons: 11
Coding region: 1-2412 (803 amino acids)
Biological process (GO): carbohydrate metabolic process
Molecular function (GO): hexosyltransferase activity; UDP-glycosyltransferase activity
Source: RefSeq, a predicted model, not a curated record
AUGUCGAAAUCAAGAUCUCAAUCUCCGUCCAAGGACAAGGAAGCCCAAGAUACUGACAAUGUCUUGGACGUUCCUUGGGACGCACCGCCUCCGUACGAGCUACAUUCCUCAGGGUCAAUCCUAGCUAGCACGUCGCGCAUCAAUGACGAGGGAAAGGUCGAUAUUGAGUUCUCAUCGCUGCAGCCCGACGAACUCAAUCGCCUUCUCCCUCCAGACAAGACCCAGGACGUUGAGCCAACCAGCAGUUCUUCCGCCGCAGCUUCUCCCGGGCCGUGUCCAGCCCUUAAUGUCGUCAUUCAAGUUGUCGGCAGUCGAGGCGAUGUUCAACCCUUCAUCGCCCUCGGCGUUGCUCUCCAGCGAUACGGCCAUCGCGUGCGAUUAGCCACUCAUGACACCUUUACAGAUUUUGUCCGUUCCUCCGGUUUAGAGUUCUAUCCCGUCGGGGGAGACCCUGAGGAUCUCAUGGCCUACAUGGUCAAAAAUCCCGGAUUGAUUCCUUCCAUGGAAAGUCUUCGAGGAGGCGAUAUCGGCCGAAAGCGCGUCAUGAUCCAUGAUAUGCUGAGAGGCUUUUGGAGCUCUUGUGUCAAACCAGACCCCGUGUCAAAUCGUCCCUUCGUCGCCGAUGCCAUUAUCGCAAACCCGCCAAGUUUCGCCCACGUCCACUGCGCUCAGGCAUUAGGUGUUCCGCUUCACAUGAUGUUCACAAUGCCCUGGACAGCGACUAGAUCGUUUCCUCAUCCUCUGGCCAAUAUUCAGUCCAAGAACAUGGAUCCCAGGGCUUCAAACUAUCUCAGUUACGGAGUUGUUGAUCUAAUGACUUGGCAAGGACUUGGAGAUGUCAUCAACGCAUGGAGAGUAAAGGACUUGCAUCUAGACCCACUAGCCGCCGCUGUUGGACCCGACAUUGUUGGACUCAUGAAGGUACCAUAUACUUAUUGCUGGUCACCGGCUCUGGUGCCCAAGCCAAGUGACUGGGGAGAGAGCAUUGAUAUUUGCGGAUUCUUCAUGCGAGACGAACCAUCUUAUACACCUCCCGCAGACCUCGCAGACUUUCUAGCAGGCGGACCACCACCAGUCUAUAUCGGCUUCGGAAGUAUCGUCAUCGAUGACCCCACAGCCCUAACAAACAUUAUCAAAGAGUCCUGUAGGGUUGCAGGAGCCAGAGUAAUUAUAUCUAGAGGCUGGAGCAAGCUAGGCGGAAAUGACCCUAGCACCGACUCUGUUUUCUACUUGGGUGAUUGCCCUCACGAGUGGUUGUUCAAGCGCGUUUCUGCUGUAGUCCACCACGGUGGUGCAGGUACUACGGCUUGUGGUCUCGUCAAUGGUCGGCCAACUACCAUCGUACCAUUCUUCGGCGAUCAGCCUUUUUGGGGACGUGUUGUUGCAUCCAACGGUGCAGGUCCGUCACCCAUCGCCUACAAGAGCAUCUCUGUAGAGAAGCUCAGUUCUGCAAUCAAGUUCUGCCUUAGUCCUGAGGCUCAGGCUGCUGCCAACACGAUCGCGACGCAGAUGAGACAGGAGAGCGGCGUUAACACGGCAGUUGACUCUUUCCAUCGGCAUCUACCCGUGGCCACCCUCACUUGUGAGCUCAUUCCACAAAAUGCUGCUAAAUGGCAGUACGUCGCCAGGUCGAAGAAAGGUAGCAAGGGCCAUAUUAGGCUGUCAAAUGCAGCCUUGAAGGUUCUGCUGGACGCCAAGAAAGUCAAGUUGACAGACUUUGAGCCACUUCGACCGAAGGAAUAUCUCGUCGAAAACGAACGCUGGGAUCCUGUAACAGCUGGAGCCUCGUCGGUCCUAGGCACCGUGACAGAUUUCACCUCAGCGCUAGGAGGCGCAUUCAUCGACCCCUUCAAAGACGUAAAGCGCGUCCGACCAGAUGGCACUCGGCGAUCAGCAGGUACAGCGACAGCAGUUGCAAGCGGAAAGGCUCUGCAGGGCAUGACGACCGCUGUGGUGAAGGGAUCGCUGGUGGAUGUCCCCUUGGCGUUCGCUGAAGGAUUUCGGAACACACCGCGAUUGUACGGAGAAAAGGUUGCGGAUUAUGGUCCUGUAACAGAUUGGAAGAGCGGUAGCACAGUUGCAGCAAAGAACUUUGGAAUUGGCUUUUACGAAGGCUUAACUGAUAUCGUGACGAAGCCAAUGAAAGGGGCUAAGGAAGAGGGAACCAAGGGCUUUUUCAAAGGCCUUGGGCAGGGGUCUCUCAACAUGGUUGCAAAACCUGGCAGUGCAACGUUUGGAUUGCUUGCGUACCCGGCUCAGGGCAUUUAUAAGAGCAUUCAGUCUAUGAAGACGAAUAAGGCGAGGGAUGCCGUGGCAGCUGGACGGGUUGAGUCUUUGUCUAUUGGAGAGCAAGGUACUACACCACUGGAUGCUGGCGAAGUUGUGAAACGAUUCCAGGAAUUAACAGGGUAA